Messenger RNA from Stegostoma tigrinum, 2410 nucleotides. It is a transcript of the gene gmcl1, whose product is annotated as germ cell-less, spermatogenesis associated. Bases 16 to 1197 code for a protein of 393 amino acids. Lineage: Eukaryota; Metazoa; Chordata; Chondrichthyes; Orectolobiformes; Stegostomatidae. The record is from RefSeq and is a predicted model, not a curated record. Gene Ontology annotation, biological process: germ cell development. The transcript is spliced from 12 exons. Gene Ontology annotation, molecular function: protein binding.
GGCUACUUUUCAAGUAUGUUCAGUGGGUCAUGGAAGGAGUCCAACAUGAGCUAUAUCGAACUGGAGAUCCCUGACCAGAACAUUGACACGGAGGCACUGCAAGUGGCAUUUGGCUCGCUCUACCGAGACGAUGUCUUAAUUCAUCCCAGUCGCGUGGUGACCGUUCUGGCAGCAGCCUGCAUGCUUCAGCUGGACGCCCUGAUUCAGCAGUGCGGGGAGACCAUGAAAGAAACAAUCACUUCCAAAUCAGUCUGCGGUUUCUAUACAGCGGCUGGAACUUACGGCCUGGACUCUGUGAAGCAGAAAUGCUUCGAGUGGCUCCUAAACAACCUGAUGACACAUCAAAGUGUGGACCUGCUGAAGGAUCUCAGCAUAGGUUUGAUGGAGAAACUGAUCAGUUCCCCAGACUUGUUUGUGAUGCAGGUAGAGAUGGACGUGUACACUGCACUGAAAAAGUGGAUGUUCCUUCAGCUCGUGCCCUCCUGGAAUGGCCCUUUGAAACAGUUGCUGUCUGACACAGACAGCUGGCUGUCCAAACGUCAGAAAGAGAGCUGCAAUUACAGUAGCUUCCUGGACUCUGAACAAGGACAGAGGUUUGCUGGUGUCUUCAGUCAUGUUCGCCUUCAGUAUGUCAUCAAUGACCUGAUAUCUGCAAAAAUUAUUGAACGAGAUAUGAUUAUCCCUUCAAGCUGGCUCUCGACAGUAUACAGGCAACAGUGGUUUGCUAUGCUCAGGACUGAACAGGACAACGACCUGGGUCCAAAGGAAAUCAACAAGGACCAGUUUGAAGUCUGCAGCAUGCGGUGUGGAAGAAAACUGGCGAAAGAUGGUGAUUACUGCUGGCGAUGGACCGGUUUCAGCUUUGGCUUUGACCUGCUGGUGACGUACACAAAUCGAUUCAUCAUUUUCAAGAGGAACAGCCUGAGCCAGCCGUGCAAUGGGACGGUGAGCCUCCUCCCUCGCAGGAAUAUCGCCUUUCGGUUAAGACUGGCAUCUUUUGACAGCAGUGGGAAAGUGAUCUGUAGCCGGUCAAUGGGUUACCAGGUCCUAUCACUGGAAAAAGACCAGGAACAGAUGGUGUUGAACCUGGACAGCAGGCUCCUGAUGUUCCCGCUCUACAUCUGCUGCAAUUUCCUUUAUACAUCAACAGAGCCAAAACCUGACGUUGACGAGCAGCCAGAACCCAGUGAGGACUGAGAGAGGGAGCUCCCGCUUCGGAAUCUCUCUGUGUGAGUGUGUCUCCAGGAACGCCGGAACGGAACUGACUGGGAACAGCUCCCCUUUCGUUCACGCUGGUCAGAAGGGGAGAGACACAAGGAUCAGCUGGGGCUUCCCCUUUGCUGUCUAUGCAGCAUUUCUUUACGAUGCAGUAUGUAUUCCAGAUGUCUGAUGUAUAGUGAUCAGGCUCAACGGAGAAGGGCAUGAAAGCUGGAAGAACCCUCCAAGCCAAGCUGCCCUUGCCUUGCCGUCUCCAAGCUGCCAACCACACACUCAAUUAAACAGCAAUAACAUUUGUCUUCGAUGUGCUCUGUGCCUUGUGUGUGCACCCUUUCUUUAUCAGCUGGCACAGCAACUUGGAGCUAUCAUUCCCUCCCUGUUUGACAAAUGCCACUUACUUCAGGGACUUGUGUACGGGGUCCCCUCUGCUUCUUGGCCCCGAUUUAACCAAAGGGAGUUCAGGGACCAUGGUGUGAACAUUUGCCAGAUCACAAGGCCAGGAAAGUGAAGCUGACCUCUGCAGACCCUGCCGGUCACCCCAGCAGCAGCGGAGACACAGCAGGGGAUGCUGUGUCAGACGCUCAGUUUUGUCCAUCUCCACCCCCACCGACCCAGGAGCGUGGCAGUGACCCAGGGACCUAAUCUACAUGGCUCGGGCGGUAUCGGUCUGGCCAAAGCAGAGCUGGGCUCACCUUGCACAUCCUUCCACAUCGAAGUCAGGAGCAGAGAAGCUGCAUGAGAUGCUGCCUUCCCUCAAUGCCCUGCAGAAUGCAAGUUCCACUGAAUCAUUAGGACAUUGUUUAAAACAGCACAGCAUUCCUCUGAGGGGGGGGGGCGGGGGGUGUACACCACCCUAUAGAUCAGCAAUACAAGUCUUGUUUUUACAUUGAGAAAGCUAUCUAUCCAUCAUAGCAUUGCCCAGUCCUCCUCAGUGAUAAGUAAGAAUCUCACUUUGUUCAUCUCGCUGUGUUAACAGCUGUGUCACGUUCGAAUAUGUUCUUCCUGAUGCAAUGCAGGCACAGUGUGGAGGAAGUGAAGGGGAUGCCUGAUUGUGUACCUUGAUGCUGCUUACUUUACUUUGAAGUAUUGAAUAAUUCCAAGGUGGGUGGGUGUGUGUGUGUGUGUGUGUGUGUGUGUGUGUGUGUGUGUGUGUCAGUGUGUCAGAUGCGUUGUUUUCUGUAAUUAUUAAACA